Molecule: messenger RNA, 1046 nt
Organism: Nematolebias whitei (Rio pearlfish)
Lineage: Eukaryota; Metazoa; Chordata; Actinopteri; Cyprinodontiformes; Rivulidae
Gene: sfxn3
Product: sideroflexin 3
Exons: 10
Coding region: 1-969 (322 amino acids)
Biological process (GO): monoatomic ion transport; serine import into mitochondrion
Cellular component (GO): mitochondrial inner membrane
Molecular function (GO): monoatomic ion transmembrane transporter activity
Source: RefSeq, a predicted model, not a curated record
AUGUCUAAAGAGUUGUCCCUCAACAUAAACAUCAAGGAACCAAGAUGGGACCAAGGCACUUUCAUGGGGCGAGCCCAGCACUUCUUCAUGGUCACAGAUCCCAGAAACAUCCUGCUGUCUUCUGAGACUUUAGAGGAGGCCAAAGGGAUUGUGGAGAGCUACAGAGCUGGGAUUGUCAAACCUGGCUUGACCGAAGAUGAACUCUGGAGAGCCAAGUACGUUUACGACUCUGCCUUCCACCCCGACACGGGAGAGAAGAUGUUUGUGAUCGGCCGGAUGUCUGCUCAGGUGCCAAUGAACAUGUCCAUCACAGGCUGCAUGCUCACCUUCUACAGGACUACUCCAGCAGUCGUGUUCUGGCAGUGGGUCAAUCAGUCCUUCAAUGCUAUUGUGAAUUACACCAAUCGCAGUGGAGAUGCUCCCAUCACCGUGAACCAGCUCGGUGCAGCUUAUGUUAGUGCUACUACAGGAGCUGUAGUCACUGCCCUGGGACUCAAGUCUUUAGCUAAGUGCCUCCCCCCAAUCAUCAGUCGGUUUGUCCCGUUUGCUGCCGUCGCUGCUGCUAACUGUAUUAAUAUUCCCCUUAUGAGACAGAGGGAGUUCAAGUACGGUAUCCCUGUGAUGGAUGAGAAUGGAAACAGGUUAGGAGAGUCGGCCAACGCUGCUCAGCAAGCCAUCAAGCAGGUGGUGGUGUCGAGAAUCGGCAUGGCAGUUCCUGCAAUGGCCAUUCCUCCUGUUAUAAUGAACGCUCUGGAGAAAAGAGCUUUCUUGAAGCGGUUCCCAGUUCUAAACGCUCCUAUACAAGUUGGGCUAGUCGGUCUAUGCCUGGUGUUUGCAACUCCUUUGUGCUGCGCCCUGUUUCCUCAGAAAAGCUCCAUGAACGUGAGCAGGCUGGAAGCAGAUCUGCAGGAGAGGAUACGGCAGACAAGUCCUCACACCACCACGGUGUACUUCAACAAGGGCCUGUAGGCGCAGCCACAUCUCAAAGCACAAACAUCCAUUACACGCGCACUGACACACGUCUGUUUAUCAUGGGCACAACUGGG